This is a messenger RNA of Ylistrum balloti, 3505 nucleotides long. RefSeq names its product ABC transporter F family member 4-like. The record is from RefSeq and is a predicted model, not a curated record. The transcript is spliced from 9 exons. Lineage: Eukaryota; Metazoa; Mollusca; Bivalvia; Pectinida; Pectinidae. Bases 1 to 3123 code for a protein of 1040 amino acids. Gene Ontology annotation, molecular function: 3'-5'-RNA exonuclease activity.
AUGCCCAGAAGUAGGAGAAGCACAGGCAAGAGCCCUGCACCUGUUGUGAAGGAGGAAGCUCCCACCACUCGGAAGACAAGAGGGUCUAGCGCCCCAGCUGUAGAAACACCCUCACCCAAAAAGUCCAGGAAAAGGAGCCCCAGUCCUUCACCUGCCCCAAGGGGUAGGAGCAGAGGAAGAGGAGCAAAGGAUACAAAACAAGAGAAGGGACAAGGUGAUGAUGAAGAGAUGCCAAGUCCAAAGAAGGGGCGAGUCACUCGAGCUGUUGUGCAACAGGAGGAGGCACCAUCUCGUGGGAGGGCAGGUAGUCGCAAAGCUGCAGAACAAAAAAAACCUGCCCCUUCACCAACUCAGAAAAGUCGUUCUAGCUCUCGUCAAAAAACUGCUCCUACACCAACCAAGACAGAGCAACCAAAGGCAGAAACUUCAAGGUCACGUAGUAGGUCUAAGGCAGCAAAACCUGAACCCAAAACACCAGAGCCCAAACCAGCCAAGUCUAAAAGCCAACCCAAGAGCCAAACCAAAAAAACACCAGCUAAAAAAGCAACGCCUGUAACUGUAGCCAAACCUAAUUCUUCACCAAAGUCUACUGGUACAAGAAGCAGUAGCAGGGGCAAGAAGGAGGAAAAGGCAAGUGACAUGCCAUCUGCACAAAUUAUUCUCACCAAGAUUGAUAGUCCUAGCAAAUCUAACAAUACAAAGUUAAAAGAAGUAACAUCACCCUCUGCAAGUAGAGGUCGUUCAUCUGCAAAAUCCUCACCUCAAAAGGCCAGUCCAAAAGCAUCUAGAAGAUCAAAAUCCACUGAGAAAUCUACUCCUCCAGCUCGACGUGGUAGAAAGUCUGCUGAGGCAGAAGAGAAAGUUGAAGAUGCUGAAAAAGAUGAAGGCAAAGAAGUCAUUACAGAAAAUGAAAAAGUAGAGACGACCAAGGAUGAAGAAACUGUAGAAGAAUCAGCUGUGUCUGAGGAGGCAACUAAAGAUGAAGGUAUGGAUACAGAAGAUGAUACAGCAGAAGUAGAGGAUAAGGUAGAGGAGAAAGAAAGCAAUGAUGUAAAUGAAAAAGAAAAUGAAAUUGAGAAGGAAAAUGAAGUAGAAGAAGAGGAGGAAGAAAUGAAGGAUGAGGAAAUGAAGGAUGAAGAAGUAAAGGACAAAGAGUCGAAAGAAGAAGUUAAAGAUGAAAUGGAGGGAGAAACUGAAGUAAAUAAAGAAGAAAACGAAGUGAAAAAUGAAGAAAAUGAAUCUUGCACUAAACCAGAGGAAAGUGUUGAGGAAGAAAUGGAAAAGGAGGAAGUGGAUAAGAAGGAGCCUUGUGAACCAGAAAAGGAGGAACCUUCAGUAGAAACCAUACCACCUUCGGGACCUUCACCAGUAAAACAGUCAGCAUCUCCAGCAACGCAAGAAUCUAAACCACCUGAAAUUGAAGCAAUAUCUGAUGAUGAAGAUGCGAUAGAAGAGCAAAAGGAUGAACCAAUGGAAGAAGGUGGUGGUGAAGAACAGAAAGAAGAACAAGCAGAAGUUACACCAGCUGCUGAAGAAUCAGAGGCAGCUAAAGUGGAGGCACCCCAGGAAGUUUCAGAACCUGCAACAACGGACAGAGAGCAGCAAAACGGAUCCUCAGAUGAUCCGCUUUCUUCUCCAACCCGCAAACGCAAGUGGGGUGAACUGGAUGACAAAGAAGAGGACCUAUCACCUAAAAAGGUGCGUCGGUCUAUUGAUAUGGCUGAUGUCACAAGUGAAGGAGUAGUAACGACAAAUGGGGAAGAUCAGGUUUCAAAUCAAGAAGCAGAAGAGGAAUCAAUGGAAACAAAUGUAGACCAGAAGGCCCUGGAAUCACAAGUAGUACAAACUUCCACAGACACAGGAAAUCAAGAUAUUGUACAGGAUUAUGUUGUCGUGAAUAUGGAUGAAAUACCAGCAGCUAAUAGCACAGAAGUCUUACAGUGCUUACCUACAGCGAAAGAGGAGGCAACCACUGUUACAACAGCAGAACAAAGUCAGUCAGAAGUUCCUGCAGCAGAAGUGGUUUCAGAUAUUAAUCAGGAUCAAACAACAGCAUCAUCUCCAGUGUCGGAGGUCAAUCCAGUGCUGUCCAGGAAAUUUAUUCCUAAUCCAGCUUAUCAGUCAGGGGACACUAACAAACAAUUCUCGGUGGUUAGUUACAACAUUUUAGCUCAGUGUCACUUAGAGAGAAAUGACUAUACAUUUACAGAGUCUCAGUAUUUAACAGAAAGUUAUCGUCAUCAAAACCUUGUGAAAGAAAUAGAAUACCUUGGUGCAGAUUUAGUGUGUAUGCAGGAAGUGGGACCUCUAUACUUUGAGUCCUUACUCAAACCAGCAAUGUCAAAAUUGGGGUAUGAGGGUGUUAUGAAGAAGAGAACACAGGAAUACUUCAAUGAAGGAGAAGCCACGUUUUACAAGACAAGCAGAUUUUCUGUCAUAGAGUCUCAGACAUACUCCUUAGCAGAUUUAGCAGAAAAGGAAUUAGAAGAUGGUGGCGUAAGUGAGGAUGUUAAAGUGUCCAUCAGGAAAUACCUGGACCUGCCUGACGUUCUGGUGCUGACAAAGCUACGUUGUAAAGUCACUGACAAUGUACUGUGUGUCGGUAACAUUCAUGUCCAGUGGGGCAAGAUGGAAAUCCCCGAUGCUCAGUGUAUACAGAUUGUAUGUGCCAUAAAAGAAUUAGCAAAGCAGGGUGGAAGUGAUUGUCAUGCCCAGAUCCUGUGUGGAGAUUUCAAUUCAGAAGUGACUAGUCCUGGGUACAAACUAGCCAUGGAGGGUUAUAUCACUGAUGAAGUUCUCAGGCAGCUACAGGCACUAGAGAAUCUAGAGAUGCCCGACUCAAAUAAGGCAGCACUUGUAAACCAUCUUUGGAGAGCAUUCCAACACACAUCAAACCUUAAGAGUGCUUACCAGUCGGCACAGGGACAAGAACCUGUGGUGACUUCCUACAACAGGGUGAUGCUGGCAGCAGUUGACUAUAUCUUCUAUUGUGGCGGCAGUCUGCACAAUGUUGGGGUAUUAGAGACAGCCCAUGAGGACAGCAUCAAAGCAACAGGCGGUAUCCCUGACCAACAUUUCCCAUCAGAUCAUGUCUCCAUAAAAGCAGUCUUCGCAUUCUCAUAAUCACCACAUCAGAUGCUCUGAACUCAUUUCAUCUUAUCCAUUGACCACGACAAGGAAUACAAGUGUGGAUACAACUCCUUUAGUUUGGACGUAUUUCACUGAGGCAUGACAGCAUACUCAACUCCAGUAAUGAUGCAUUUACACAUUUCUCAUUCAUUCUCCUUGUCGUCAAACAGAUCUUCCAGCACAGUGUCAAGUUUUGCCGUAUUCCUCAAAACAUCAAGAAGUUUUAUAGCAAAUAGACAUUGUGCAAAAUUGAUAUAUAUAAGUCAGAUCUACUAUCUAAACUAAAACUUGUUUAUGUUUACAUGAAAAUUGAAGAACCAAUGAUUUAUACAUAAUUGUUCUGUAAAAGCUAUUUUAAUCCUUGUUCAAAUUACUA